This is a messenger RNA of Scedosporium apiospermum, 900 nucleotides long. RefSeq lists its product as uncharacterized. Bases 1 to 900 code for a protein of 299 amino acids. Lineage: Eukaryota; Fungi; Ascomycota; Sordariomycetes; Microascales; Microascaceae. The record is from RefSeq and is a predicted model, not a curated record. The transcript is spliced from 4 exons. Gene Ontology annotation, molecular function: protein binding.
AUGUAUACCCUCCGCCUAGCCUCCUCAUUCUCCUUCCCGCCGGAUACCUACGUCCUCGACGUAGCGCACCUCCCCGGCGCCGGCGUAGCCUGCAUCACGUCCUCCCAGCACCUCGCGCUCCUUCGGCCCGAUUUGAGCGGCGAGGCGCGCCCCGCGCUGACCACAGCGCACGGGAACGUUACGGCUUUGAGGGUGGUGGAUAGCGGUGCGGCGACGGUGUGUACGGCGGGGGAGGAUGGGAGCGUUUCAGUUUGGGAUUUGAGGCGGGGGGAUGCGCAUGUUGCGAGGUUUCAAGGUGGGGACGUAAGAGCAAGCCCUUCCCAAAAGAGGCUAUACACCGAGGUUCACAGUGACGAUAUCACAGAACUCAACUUCCACCCCAAAAACCCAAAUAUUCUCCUCUCCGGCUCAACGGACGGUCUAGUGAACGUCUGCGACACGCGCAUCAGCGACGAGGAUGAGGUCGUCAUCCAGACCUUCAACCACGAUGCGUCGAUCCACCAUGCGGGCUUCUUAAACGACACCGACGUCUUUGCCCUUUCCCAUGAUGAGCGGUUCGCCAUUUACUCCAUGGCCGAGGAGCAGGAGAAGGGCGUUGCGAUCGCCGACUUUGGGGAUGUGAGGGAGAAGCUGGGAUGCCAGUACGUGGCGAAUGUGACGCCCAAGUUGGAUGGAAGCGGUGCGAUAUUAGGCGCAGGAGCUCAAGACCAACACCUAUUCAGUCUAAUCCACCUCUCCAAGAACGGGGAGUCGUGGGAGCUCAACUCCAACGCCCGUGUAAACCUACCCGAGUCUCACGGCGAGGAGAUCGUCCGCGGGUUCUGCUUCUUCGACGAGGAGCAAGUGGUAUACACCUGCGGCGAGGACGGAAAGGUAAACGCCUGGCACCCAGGCAGCUGA